UCUAGGAAGAGUAUUUUGCAGAAUGAACAGAUCGUGACCUAAUUUUUUUCAAUGGAGCUAAUUUGAAGUACACAUUAAAAAAAAUAAAAAAAUCAACAUGCCUUCUGCAAAGCCAAGAGCAACUGCUAAUUCUACUGAAACUGUCAGUGUAAAUGUGAAUGAAAAAAUACUUAGAGAAUGUCACGCAUUAUAUACAGAAAAAGAAAAAGGUCUGAUCAAAAUUGCAGAAUCUGUUGGAGUUGGGUUGUUAGCGCCUCGUAAAAAGAUCACUAUUAUGCUUAUGGGAAAUCACUCUGCUGGCAAGAGUUCCUUUGUAAAUUGGUAUGUUGAAGAACAUAUUCAAAAAACUGGAGUUGCUAUAGAAACCCAAGGAUUUACUAUUGUCACAAGUGGAAAAAAAAGAGAAUCUCUUUUAGGAAAUGCAUCCUUUCACUUGUUUCCCCACUUAAAACCAUUGCAAGAUAUUGAAGGUGUAUCUGAAUAUGUAAGUACAGAAAUUUCUACUUCAAAACAAAAAAAAUUUAAUAUGGUGAUGUUUGUCGAUACUCCUGGAUUAGUUGAUGGUGAUAUGUUGUAUCCUUUUGAUGUGAACCAAGCUAUCAAAUUUUUAGGAAGUCUUUGCGAUAUGAUAUUUGUAUUUUUUGAUCCUAUUGGACAAGCAUUGUGUAAAAGAACUUUAAACAUUGUGGAACAUUUGAAUGAAAAGAAAAAUGAUAAAAUUAGAUUUUAUCUGAGCAAAGCAGACACUGCAGGAACAGAGAGUGAUCGACAACGUGUUUUGAUGCAAAUCACUCAAGAAUUAUGUAAACGGCCAGGUUUAAAUAAAUGUGGUUUUGAUAUGCCAACAAUUUUUAUUCCAUCUCUAACUGAGAAGGCUCCUCGCUGUGAAAAUCAAAUUGAUUCUGUAUGUAAAGAGAUAGACAAAACCAUCAAUCAGACAAUUCAAAAUACACUCAACAAACUUGAAACUGAUUGCAAUACAGUUAGCAACAAAAUUCUUAAUAUACUAGAAGAAGACAGAAUUCAAGGUAAUGCUAAUAUACGAGCUUCUGUUAUCAGUUUUUUACUUCUACUCAUGGCUACGUGUCUUGGUUUUUUCUUGUCACUCAGUUUCUUCUCAUUAGACUUUUUACCUUACGAACCUAUAAAAUUAUACUUAAUUCCUGUGUCUAAGUUUUGGAACGAGUUUCCUAAAGAACAUGAAUUUCAUACUCGCUUAGUGCUUGGUGUGUCAUUAGCAGUUUUACUUAUUGCAUCUAAGCUUUUUUCAAGUUCAAAAGCAACACUCUCUCGUAAGGUCCGGCGCAUUUUGCAAGAGAAAAAAGAAUACAUUGAAACUGAAAUUAAACCAAAUAAGGCUAGAUUGUAUACGGAAUAUUUGAAACAAAGUGUGGCGGAUCAUGAUUUGGAGUAAUUUAUUUUAUAUAUUUAUAGUUGUUUUUUUUUGAAUUGAAUAAAUUUUUUGUUUACGAUUAUACACCAGACUCGUGCAAAUUUAUAUUAGGCUAUUUUAAAUUUCAAUAAAUAUUUUUCGAAUCUUUAAA
Hydra vulgaris (swiftwater hydra) is the source of this 1544-nucleotide messenger RNA. RefSeq lists its product as uncharacterized. Gene Ontology annotation, biological process: mitochondrion localization; mitochondrial fusion. Gene Ontology annotation, cellular component: mitochondrial outer membrane. The record is from RefSeq and is a predicted model, not a curated record. Gene Ontology annotation, molecular function: GTPase activity. Lineage: Eukaryota; Metazoa; Cnidaria; Hydrozoa; Anthoathecata; Hydridae.